Asterias rubens (European starfish) is the source of this 1813-nucleotide messenger RNA. Its product is annotated as chromobox protein homolog 2-like. The transcript has 5 exons. The record is from RefSeq and is a predicted model, not a curated record. Bases 544 to 1674 code for a protein of 376 amino acids. Lineage: Eukaryota; Metazoa; Echinodermata; Asteroidea; Forcipulatida; Asteriidae.
CAUACAGUACACACACACGGCUAGUUAUUGCAGCAGCUGGUCGCCAUUGCUCGAGCUGAAGUUUCACGUCAUUGAUGGUAGUUUAUUAUGGGAUGUAAUCAGUAAGUGUUAGUUGGCUGUAUGUAGGUUGGGUAGCCUGACGAACAUGGAGAUAGGCCUGCCUGGCUGGAUGCAACACACUGUAUAGUAACCCUCACUGUGUGUAAAAUCAGAGGGGUCAGAAGUAAGAAUGUAUGUGUACAUAUACAUCGGGUUCGUACAUGGUGCUAUGUAGCCUACGUUCUCAUGCAGCGCAUGAGAGACAAUACUGUUGAAGACUAAUACGCCGUAGCUAACUGUGUUUGUUUUGGUUGAAUGGAUAUAUUCCAUCAUGAAUUGUGAUAAUCCAUAUGUACUAUUGGUUUUACUGGCCUUUGUAACUGACCACGAAACUCGUAGUUAAAGGCUGAGGGGCCGGGCGAGUUUCAACGUAACCCCACCGUGCAGAGCAGCGUCAAGAGAGUACACAGUCUAUCUCCGAAACACAACACCGUACACAAAACCAUGGAGUUGAAAGACCUGGGAGAGCAGGUUUAUGCUGCCGAAGAGCUUAAAGAACGCCGAAUACGAAAGGGCAAGCCGGAAUAUCUUGUAAAAUGGAAAGGCUGGUCGAACAAGUACAAUACUUGGGAGCCAGAAGACAACAUUAUAGACCGACGCCUUGUCGAAAUGUUCAUCAGCCAGAGGCAGAGCGGUGGCGUGGCCGGGGCUUCCACACCGGGACACCGUGGGCGAAAACCCGCUCCAAGGGGACGGAGGAAGUCGGCACCUGGGUCCGUCUUAAAACGAAAAUCUGAACUUGAAUUGGGAGAGCCUCCGCCCCGCCAAGCCAAGCAGCUCAAACGGGAGUCACCCGAGGAACGCGUUGAUAACAGGCGUGCUUGCAAAUCAGCAGCAACUGGAAACAAGGAUGGUAUGGUCCAAGGUGAAAUUGAUGAGAACUUCAAUACAAAAGUGAGCUUGGGUGAGAAACCUCAAGGUUUACUAGAGACCAAAUUAGCAAAAGAGAAAAAGACCAAGGUGAGACGGAAGAGUGAUACACCGGACUCGUUACGAAAAGUGGGGGGAGGUGGAGGCAAAAAGAGCCCCGGUCUAAUACGGGAUGGUUUGCUCACCAUCCCCGCUGUCACCACGGUGACCUCACCAAAGGCCAAGGUCAAGUCACCGGUCACCACGUCAGCUCCUCCAACUCCCAAGAAGAAGAAGAAAGCGAAAUCGUCGAACAAGUCAGAUACACCCUCUCUUGACGCAGACAAAGCAUCAAAAUUAGAGGAACCAUCUUCGCCCUCUGAUGAUGUGGAUGUGGUAAAUGUUAGUACCCCAUCACCAUCUCCCCCAUCAGUGACAAUUCCCCAGGGUACUUCUUCGGCUCAACAGUCUGUGGUUGUCCACAUUAAAAAAGAAGAUAUUUUGCCCAACAUCAGAAAGUACCAGCAGCAGACGUUGAAGAGAUCGCCUUGGAAACCAUCCCAUCUUCCCGCAUCUGAGGUUUUGGUGACGGAUGUAACAUCUCAAGACGUCACUGUGACUGUCCGGGAGUGCACGUCCAUGAAGGGUUUCUUCAAGGAGCCCACCAAGGAAGGCAAACAAGAGGGAGGAGAAGAGGGGUUGCCUGUAACGAAAAGGAAAAAAUGAGUUGUUUGUAGGACAAGAUGAAUCAAAAUGUUAUUUAAUAUCAUGUUUGACAUAACACCCUGAAGAUUGUUUAAAGGCACUGUACACUAUAUUGAUAAUAACUCAACAUUAGCAUAAAAACUUAUUUGCUAACGAGAAA